CGUGUGCACCCCCAGCGCCUAAAUCUUUUUAUGUUUCAGUUUGUAUAUACAUAACUCCCUUAUCUUUUUUUUCUUUUAUUUUAAUUCUGUUUGCAAAUCUCAUGUAACAGUUAAUUUUUAAAGUUAAGUGUCAACUAGGAUGCCAACUAAGACUGCCACAGUGUACAUCUAUAUACACGUGGAAUACUUUUAUUGAUAUCAAAAAUUUAGUUAUUUCCCUCUUCUUUACAGGUGACUGGCAGCCGGUGGCGGAGGAUGGCAGAUUAAGGGGAAGAGAUGGGAUUGAGAUUUUUGGGCCUUGGGGAAGUCGAUGGUGCUUUGUUCAUUUCUUGACGGAGAAACACGAAGAGGAGAACGAGAAGAGACAAGGGAGAGUGAGAGAGAACUCUGAGAGGAUCAGGGAUGGGGUUUUGAGGGGGCUGAGAAGCUAUUCGUGCCUAUGUUUGCUCACCGACGUCGAGAAACAUCCAAGCUUGUUUGGGCAGAGAGAUUCAACAUGAAAUUUUCUUAAUUUUUUUUUUUUUAUUUCUUUCUUCAUUUAUGGUAGGAGUUUUGAGAUUUUUUUGUUGUCUUGCUUUGAAUUUGAGAUUUGAGAUUUGGGAUUGGAUAUUUUUUUGUCUUCUUUGGAUCUGAAAUAUUUGAGAUUUUGAAUUGGAUUUUUUUUUUCUUUUGUCUUACUUUGUGAUCUUAGAUUUUAGAUUUGAGAUUGUCUUUGGAUAUAAGAUUUGAUCAGAUUUUAGUUUUCAUGUAUUUGAAUCUGAGAGAUUUUUGGAAAUAAAAUGUGGAUGCAACUGCUGCGGUUGUACUGGAGAUAGGGGUCACGACAAUAACAAUGGUGGUGGUGAUGAUUUGGUGAUGGUGGUGAUGAUGGAGAAAAUUUAAAAGUUAUUGAAAUAAUUAAAAAAUUUGGUACCAAUAAGAGUAUAUCAUGUGUACAUAGAUGUACACAAUGGUAGUCUUAAUUGGCUUCUUAGUUGGCACUUAACUAAAAAAAAACUAACUGUUACAUGAGAUUUGCAAACAGAACUAAACUAAAGACCAUUUUACUAAAAAAAAAUAAGAGAAUUAUAUGUAUACCAAAUUAAAUCAUAAAAGGGUUUGACCACAAAUUUCCCUUAUUAUUAUCAUACCAAAAGCUAAAGAAAAACUGCAUAUGACAAAACCAAGCAAUAAAUAUAGUUUUUGACCAAUAUGUGUAAUAAAUACAUUUUAUAUGUAUGUAUAAUAUAUUAUAUAUAUAUAUACUUUUAUCUUUUUAAUGAGUCAAAGUACACCAAUAAAAACCACAGCAGGCACAUCUAAUCAAGUGCCUAACCAUUUCACAGAACUCAUACAUCUCUCUCUCUCUCUCUCUCUCUCUCUCUCUCUCUCUCUCUCUCUCUCUCUCCUGCACCAAUUUUCCUCCAUAACCAAAAGGUUUCAAAACCCAGAAAAAUCAAUUAAACCUCAAAAAUGGAUAAUAAUCAUCCAAAAUUAAAGAUCCAUUACCACUCUUUAUUGGGUUCUAAAUCUAAUAAUAUUGCACUAAUAAUCUUCCUCUUCUUAACCGUUACAGUUAUUCUUAGUCUCUUCAUUUGGUCACCUCCUUACUUCUCAAUAUUCCAAACACAACAAAUCAUCCAAUGUAGUCACCCUUCAAAUUCAACGACAGGUUUUGAGAUGACCCCAAAAAUAAAUAUUGAAGAUGAGCUAGAAUUAGCAUUGGCUAAAGCCUCAAUGGGAAACAAGACAGUUAUAAUAGUUGUGAUCAAUAGGGCUUAUGCAGAGCAAGAUUUGAAAGGUGACACUACAAUGCUUGAUAUUUUCUUAGACAGUUUUUGGUUAGGUGGUGAAGAGACUAGGAAGCUACGUGAUCAUCUUCUGAUCGUGGCGGUUGAUCAAACGGCCUACGAUCGUUGCCAGUUCUUGAGACUUAAUUGCUUUAGAUUAGAAACGGACGGUGUGGAUUUCAGGGGUGAGAAGCUCUUUAUGUCUCAAGAAUUCAUUAAGAUGAUGUGGAGAAGAACUUUGUUUCUCUUGGAUGUUCUUAAACGCGGUUAUAGCUUCGUCUUUACGGACAUGGACGUAAUGUGGCUCAGAAACCCAUUCGAAAGACUAAGCAAAAAUGAAACAGAAGAUUUACAAAUAAGCACAGAUAUGUUCUUUGGAGAUCCAUGGAACAAAAAUCAUUUAAUAAACACAGGAUUUUACUACAUAAGAUCAAACAACAGAACUAUAGCUUUGUUUGAUAAGUGGUACUCCAUGAAAGACAACUCAACGGGCCUUAAAGAACAAGAUGUCUUAUUGGGCCUAAUCCGUGGUGGCAUAAUUGACCAAUUGGGCCUCAGAGUAAGGUUCUUGGAUACAAAAUACUUUAGUGGGUUUUGCCAAGACAGUAAGGAUUUUAAGGCAGUCACCACUGUCCAUGCCAAUUGUUGUAGAAGCAUCACCGCUAAGGUCACUGAUUUAAGGACUGUUUUAAAAGAUUGGAAGAGGUAUAAGAAGAUUAUGUCAUAUAAACGCUUUGCUAAUAAUGUUAAUGUCACUCAGACUUUCAAGUGGACUGGCCACUGGGGGUGUUGGAGCUCUUGGAAAGUUGGUAAUAAUAAGACUAGUAAUUAAUGUGAUUAAGAAACAAGAUUAAUUAAAGAGUUUGUAAUAAUAAGAUUAGUUUAAAUAGGUUAUAGGUUUCAUUUUAUGUAUUGAUUGGUUGAUAAUGUCAAAGGCUGAAAUAAAAAGGAAAUGAGAAAUGGGUGUUGUAGUUUAUUUGCUUGUGUAUGAUUUGCUUGUUACAUGUUUGUAGUGUUUUAUCUC
Messenger RNA from Cannabis sativa, 2793 nucleotides. RefSeq lists its product as uncharacterized. The transcript is spliced from 3 exons. NCBI's taxonomy places the organism in Eukaryota, Viridiplantae, Streptophyta, Magnoliopsida, Rosales, Cannabaceae. Bases 1453 to 2601 code for a protein of 382 amino acids. The record is from RefSeq and is a predicted model, not a curated record.